AUGGAGAGUGGUGAAGAUGUUCCUCCACCUGAAGUGGACCAAGCUCUGGUUAAAAUGGCGCAAGUCCUAAAUCAGAUGCAGAUAAGCCAAGACAGAAUCAAUGGUGGCAAUCCACGUGUCACUAUCCAGGAGUUUCUCCAGCUCAACCCGCGCACUUUUGAUGUCACCGCAGAGCCAAUUGAUGCCGAUGAUUGGUUACGCGAGAUGAACAAGACUAUCAGUGUGACACAUGUGGCUAAUGAGGACCGUGUUCCUUAUGUGACAUAUCUUCUUCGUGGAGUUUCAGCCGCAUGGUGGGACAAUUAUCUGCUGAUGAAAGCACCAGAUGCAAUCACUACCUGGGAUGAGUUUCAGCUGCUCUUCAAGCGUCAUCACAUUCCUGAUAGCAUCAUGGAGAGAAAGCGGGAAGAGUUCUGCAACCUUUCUCAAGGAAGCAAAACUGUGCUGGCUUAUAGAGAUGCUUUCUUAAAACUGGCUCGCUAUGCUGGAGAUGAGGUAUCUACAGAUGCCAAAAAGCAAGCCAUGUUUCGCAAAGGCCUGAACCCAGAGAUCAAGUAUGCUAUACUCUUGGUCAAGUGCAAUACCUUCGAGGAGCUCGUUAACACAGCGCUUCAAGAAGAGUAUGGUCGUGCAGUGCUAGAAGAGUCUCGACACACUUCACGCAACUGCUAUCAGAACAAUACUCUACAACCGUCCAAGGCUUUCAACUAUAACAAUAAGCCUGGUACGAAAAGUGUAUGGGUGAACAAUGUCACAACUCUGCAACCUGAAAAGGCACCUGAAGUCGUGCUUGGUGUUCUUCCUGUGAACUCAAUCUCUGCUAAAGUUCUGUUUGAUACCGGAGCAUCACUUUCCUUUGUCUCUCAAAAGUUUGCUCUAACUCAGGAGUUACCUAUGGGUCCUUUGCCCGUUAACCUCACGGUGAACUCUCCAGGAGCACAUAUGCAAGUUUCCAAGAUAAGCCAUGGCAAUCAAAUUCUCACUGGAGGCUAUAUGUUUCUUGCUUCGCUCAUAGCUCUCGGCAAUUCGGAAAUUGAUGUCAUUCUCGGCAUGGAUUGGUUGAAGGCCAACAAAGCUGUAAUUGAUUGCACCAAGUAUUCAGUUUCCCUUCCUACUUCGAUAGGCCACAUAGUCUAUUCACCUUCCCAGACACCUUCCGUUCAGCUCUUCGCUUUGAAUGCUAACCCUCUUCCGGAGCUUGAAUCUAUACCAGUGGUUUGCGACUUUCCUGGCGUCUUUCCUGAAGAACUUCCAGGUAUGCCACCUGACAGGGCUGUUGAGUUCAUCAUCGAACUAGAACCUGGAACGGCUCCUAUCUCCAAGCAGCCAUACAAGAUGGGUCCCAAUGAGUUGGCUGAACUCAAGAAGCAGCUUGAGGAGUUGCAAAAACUUGGUUUCAUUCAGCCGAGUACUUCUCCAUGGGGAUGUCCUACCAUCUUCAUCAAGAAAAAGGAUAAAAUUGAUUGA
This is a messenger RNA of Lolium perenne, 1467 nucleotides long. RefSeq lists its product as uncharacterized. Lineage: Eukaryota; Viridiplantae; Streptophyta; Magnoliopsida; Poales; Poaceae. The record is from RefSeq and is a predicted model, not a curated record.